Messenger RNA from Carcharodon carcharias (great white shark), 6302 nucleotides. RefSeq names its product collagen, type XVII, alpha 1a (gene col17a1a). The record is from RefSeq and is a predicted model, not a curated record. NCBI's taxonomy places the organism in Eukaryota, Metazoa, Chordata, Chondrichthyes, Lamniformes, Lamnidae. The transcript is spliced from 59 exons. Bases 96 to 4790 code for a protein of 1564 amino acids.
AAUCAGUCAGUGUUCACACCUUCUCACACGCAGGGGGUGUUAAAGGCAGAAAGCAGCACAAUCAGCAGCUCACACAGACUAUAACUCAGCUCGGAAUGGCAGCUGACUAUGAAAUGAAUCGUGUAGGAAAUUAUCAGAAGUUGAAUCACGAAGAUUACAUGGACAGCGGUAUCUUUGAAAUAGAGAAUGGCAGAAACAGGACGAUGGGCGGAGGAAACUACUCAGACAGUGCUGUCACGGAGGUGAUAACCUCAAAACUGACCUCACUUCCACCACGAAGCACUUUCAGUAGUGCUGGUUCCUCCUCUAGACGCCAGGUUCUCACAGGAGUAUAUGGAACAGAGGACAUUACUUCAUCCACUAACACCAGCUAUCACAGUGCAUCGGGACGAGGCACCUCCAGUGGAUAUUCCCGGACCCGAUUCCCAGGCUCAACACUUUCAAUUUCACCAGAAACAUCCUUGGAGCGGAAAACAUUCAUCAGCCGGAGAGGAGGAUAUGAGGGGAGUUCCAGUGGAAAUUCCUCCCCAGAAUUCUCACGAAAAGAAUUCAGUACUUCACAAACCAGAGGAAGGAGUCAGAGUCGAGAGAGUGUGAUCAGAGCCCGGCUCCAGAGUGCUUCACCUUCCGGACGCUGGACAGAGCUGGAUGAUGUGAAGCGGUUGCUGAAAGGUAGCCGAUCGGCCAGUAUCAGCCCUCCUCGUACGACCGCAAACACCCUCCCUUACCCUAAGAAGGCUGUUGUGGAGACAAAGAUGGUGAGCGCAAGCACACAAUCAGUUUCUGGGAGAUAUGACACCGCUAUCCUGAAUGCUGCUCUGCCCGCCUACAUCUGGACUACGACUGUUCCUGCUGGCAACAUGAAUAUGGGAGUGACAGAGUACCACAACAAUCUCUCUUCAGCUGGGACACAGAUGUUCAGUACAGGAGGAUCUUCUUCUGUAACAGUAAACGAAAUCCAGAAUAACAAAGCUUCAAGCCCAGUGACAGGGACUGUGGGACUGACCACUCAGACAGUUCAAGGUGUUCAGAACAAUCUAACAGCCACGUCUGGCUUAGUCACUAGUCAUACUUUGACCCAGACCAACUCCAGCUCAGCACUGGGAGUGCAGAAAAAUCUUGCGUCGAAUUCCAGUGUCGUUAACACAGAGCAGACCAGCACCACAGCACUGGGAGUGCAGAAAAAUCUUGCGUCAAAUUCCAGUGUCAUUAACACAGAGCAGACCAGCACCACAGUGGGGACCACGGACACUGACGACAUUUUACGGAAAGACUAUAAGUUCCUGCUGCUGGAGAAGGAAAAUUCCCCUCCAAAAAAAGACACGGAGCUUCUGAUCAUGACCAAGGAUAGUGGCAAACUCUUCACUGGUGCUCCUGCCAGCUUCGCUGUGUCAUUGACAGAUAACACCUUGAAGAAAGAGCAUUUGGUUUCAAGUGGCACUGAAUCAGGAAUAAAGGCUCAAACAAAUGGAGGCUUGAAAAUGCCAACUAAGGACAAGGCAACAUAUGCAGAGAUCCGAUCGAGUGAGGAGAAUUUGGGCUCCAUUCCCUCCUGGUGCUCCUGCUGUCGCUGCUGCAGCUGGUGGAAGUGGCUGCUGGGAUUGCUGUUGGCCUGGUUACUGCUCCUAGGCCUCCUCUUCGGCCUCAUUGCAUUGGCGGAAGAGGUGAGGAAGCUGAAAUCCCGCGUCAAUGAAUUGGAAUCUGGACCGAGAUUUGAGAAGUAUGUUGCGCAGCCUGGCCAACCCUGCUUAAUGAAGAAUGACUCAAGGGCACGGGUGAACACAGAGCCUUGUGGCUCAGGAGCAGAUAUCAAGCGUGACCUAUGGAACCAAAUUAAAGCCAUGCUAGAGUCCCCAGAAUAUCAAGCUUCAUUGAGAGGACUACAAGGUGAUCCAGGAUUUCCUGGAAUGCCAGGUCCACCUGGUCCUCGUGGUUCUCCUGGGCAAGAUGGACAGAGAGGCCAGAAAGGAAAUGCAGGUGAACCUGGAGAGAAAGGUGCAAGAGGACCUCCAGGUGAUUCUGGAUCGACAGCGAAAGGUGAUAAGGGAGACAGAGGUGAGCCAGGUCUACCUGGACUUCCAGGUUUACCAGGAAUGAAAGGGGCAAUUGGAAUGCAUGGUCCUCCAGGUCCUCCAGGAUCUUCAGGGUUCAAAGGUGAUACUGGUUCUCCAGGUCCUAAAGGUGAUAGAGGAUUGAAUGGCAUUCCUGGAGUGAAAGGUGAUACAGGAGAGCGAGGUUCUCGUGGUUUACAAGGUGAACCAGGUCCUCGUGGAUUGCCUGGGACAACAGGAGAGCCAGGACAGAAAGGAUCAACAGGAUCUCCAGGAGCUGAUGGUCACCGUGGUCUCCGAGGUGAACAAGGACCACGAGGAUCACCAGGAUCAACAGGAGAUCCAGGCCCCCGUGGUGAACGUGGUGCCCCUGGGAAGGUUGUUAACAUUAGAGGAUCAGAGACAACUGCGGUUGUCCAGGGACCCCCAGGACCUCCCGGACCACCCGGACCCCCAGGACGACCAGGUGAGAGUAUUGUUGGACCCCCAGGACCAGAAGGACCUGCAGGCUCUAAAGGUGCCUCAAUCGAAGGGCCUCGGGGUCCACCAGGACUGCCUGGUGUUGCAGGAAUUCCAGGGUCUCUGUUGGCUGGAGAACCUGGACCCCCAGGACCUCCCGGACCUCCAGGUCGGCAAGGAUACAAAGGUGAAGCUGGUCAGCCAGGAUUAGCAGCAGGUGAUUCAUUUAUUUCCGGCCCCCCAGGACCCCCAGGACCUCCCGGUCGUAAAGGUGACAGAGGUGAGAGAGGAGAAGUCGGAAUUCCAGGGGCCCCUGGUAUUCCUGGACGAUCAUCACAAGUUGCAGCUAAUGGCAGAGGCCUUCAAGGACCCCCAGGACCCCCUGGCCCACCAGGACCACAAGGUCCUCCGGGAGAAUCUGGAUCGACUUCCAGAUCUAACAUCAGGCAGACGGUGACUGAAUACCUUCAGACUGAUGGUGUCCGGCGAUCAAUUGUUGGACCACCAGGUCCACCUGGACCCCCAGGGCCGAUGGGGGAUCACAGAGCGCUGGAACGUCAGGAAUACUUGGAGAUCUCCAAUCAAGUCAUUGAUUACAUGAGGAAUUCGGGAGUGGGUGCAGGUGUGAGAGGACCUCCAGGACCUCCUGGUCCACCAGGGACAAUAUCAAGCGCUGACCUGUCUCUCUAUCUGCAAAAUGAGGAUGUCCAGCGAUACCUCCGCGGACCCCAGGGACCUCCUGGAGCCCCAGGCCCACGAAGCGAUGGGGUGAGUCGGUCAGAGCUGGAAGCUUACGUCACUGAUUACACCAGAAGUUGGGUGGCUGGGUCAGGCCGGCCUGGUCCCCCAGGACCACCAGGUGCUCCUGGUGCCCCAGGGUCUAUCUCUGUGACAGGGGAUCUCAGUGCUAUGAUCCAGGAUGAGAACAUUCGAAGAUAUUUGAUGGGACCACCAGGACCUCCAGGACCACAAGGACCACCCGGGCGCCCAGGUUACACAACGUUAGAAGGAACAACAAACGUGCAGCUCAAUUACGGAGACAUUGCUACCCGUGUCCGAGAUUACAUGAGGAGUUCAGGAAUGAGUCUUGGGGUCCAAGGACCACCUGGUCCUCCUGGCUCACCAGGCUCUGUGUCCAGCAGUGAGCUAAUGGCUCUUCUACAAACCUCUUCCAUCCGGAGAAUUCUCGGUCAACCUGGCCCUCCUGGGCCACGGGGUCUGCCAGGACCGGUUGGACCUCCUGGUCUCGGAGGCGGAAACUUCCGCAUUGAAGAUGUUGUUUCCUACAUUCAAACUUCUGGUUAUAGUAUUGCAGGCCCUCAAGGGCCCCCAGGACCACCGGGACCACCAGGAACCGGAGGCGGUUUAUAUCCUGAAGAUCGGCAACAACUCAAGACUGAGAUUAUCGAUUAUUUCUCAAGUGAUAGAAUGAGACCAUACAUCACUGGACCAGCAGGACCUCCAGGACCCCCUGGCCACAUUGUAUAUUCUGAAGUAGCUCCACGACUCGCUCAAUAUAUGAAAGAUACUGGGCUGAUCGAUACCCGCACCAUCACCACUUGGGGUCCUGGACAUCGCAGAGUGUUCUGGCAAGAUGGAACAAGUAGAAAUGACACAGAGUUGGAGGAUCACAUGAGGGAUAAUGGAUGGACUGUACACACGUCACACAGUUCAUCCCGACACUCAUCAAUACCUGGGGAAUCUGGCAGUUUUGUGUUUGACUGGGAGAAAGCGUUCAACGGGAACAGGACAGCAUAUGAGGAAUACCUGCGAGCUAAGGGCUGGACUGUGCACACAUCACACAGCUCAGGAGGACCUGGAAUGUCCAGCUUUCUCGAAGACAAUUGGGAGAAAAUCUUCAAUGGGAACAGAACAGCAUAUGAGGAAUACCUCAGAGUUUACAGUCUGAACCAAGCAGCAUCAGGUGGUGAAGCAGGUCAGACAGCAGGAGCCAGUCGAUCUCACCACACGUCAUCCAUCUUCUCCAGCCAAUCAGAUGGAUCCGGAACUCACAGCAUGUCUGAAACUUCACGCAGCUCCUCCAGCCAAUCAGCUGCUUCUGGAUCUUCACAUUCCUCAGGAGGAGUUUGGCAGGACGGGACCUACAGGACUGAUGCCGAAUUGGAAGAGUUGCUAAAAGGGCAAGUCGGGGAAUCUUAUGCCAGGUGGCUGUCACACAGCAACCUCGGGGUGCAGUCUGAUCAGAACGAAAGGAGACGGAAAGCUACAGGUCAGUCGUCACACAGGAGAACCCGAAAGCGAGCUCUCGGCACCAAGUGAUGCAGCGACUCAUGCGGAGCAGGCUCGAGGGGCUGUACAGCUGACUCCUGCUCCAAUUCUUCCAGCUCCAGGCAGUGAAUUUGCCCAUAUAUCACCCUCUUUUUCAGCAGCUUAACCUCGGAAGAAAAAUGCACGCAAAUUUCUUUUUUGUGCCUUCUGUGAUACAGCACAUUAAUCUGGGGUUCUAACUACACACAAUUAUUGUAUCCAUGGAAAAAGGCAGAUAGCGACUGAUCUGCGGGAGACUUCGCUGCAUGAGGUUCCCUUCUCUAUCAGUUCCUGGUGCAUUGCCCCUCAAUGCUAGGAAUCUGUGAACUACCUUCUGAGUCAGUGGCCACAUGGGUCAGAGACAAUGCUCCCAAUUCUACUGUUCAAUGGUCACCAAAUAUUGUUAGAACGUAAGAAAUAGGAGCAGGAGUAGGCUGCUCAGCCCAUCGAGCCUGCUCUGCCAUUCAACACGAUCAUGGCUGAUCUUCUGCCUCAACACCAUUUUUCCACCUGUGCCCCAUGUCCCUUAAAUCCAUAAAAUCCGUCUAUCCAUCUCAGCUUUAUGUUAUGCUGGACAUUUAUAAAGCUCUGAUGAACCCCCGGCUAGUAUAUUAAGUCCAGUUCUGGUCAGUACAUUUCAGGAAAGAUAUGAAGGUCCUUGGGAGGGUGCAGAGGGAUGAGAGAUUUUGGUUACAAGGUUGGGUUGGAGAAGCUGGGGUUGUUCUCCCUGGAGCAAAGGAGUUUGAGGGAAGAUUUGAUAAAGAUGGACAAGAUGAUGACAGAUUUAGAUAAGGUGGACAAAGAAAAGCUGUUCCCAUUAGCUGAUUAUGCAAGGGCUAGGGAGACACAUAUUUAAGGUUUCGGGCAAGAAAUGCAGGGUGAAUGUGACAAGAACUUUAUACAGCGAGUAGUAAUGACCUGGAACUCGCUGCCCACGAGGACGGUGGAAGCAGAAACAAUCACUGAUUUCAGAAGGAAAUUGGACGGGAACUUGAAGGAAAUAAACUUGCAGGGAUAUAGGGAUCGAAUGGGGGAGUGGGACUAACUGGAUUGCUUGACAGAGAGCCAGCAUGGACUUAAUGGGCUGAAUAGCCACCUUCUGUGCCAUAAACGACUUUAUGACUCUCAAAUAUUUUCAACAAUGAAGCAUCCACAACUAUUUGGGCUACAGAAUUCCAAGGAUUCACAACCCUUUGAUUGAAGAAAUUUUGUCUCAGUCCUAAUUGGUCAGCCCCUUAUCCGAGACUGUUCUAGAUUCCCCUGCCAGUAUCUACCCUGUCAAGCCCCUUCAGCAUCUUGAUCCGUUGACCAGUGAGAAGGAGGCAGUCUCAUGCCCAUCCCCCAUCAUGUCCAUGUAGCUGACGCCCAACAUCAACAGAUCAACAGAAUUAUUUUCUUCAGAUUUCCAGCAUCCAUGGUAUUCAGCUUUUCAAUUAGAAUUCUUGAGAGAUCCAGGGGAAGGGUCGUGUCCUCCAUUUAGGACAUUCAACAGGUGGAUGACCCCCCUCCCUCCCUCCAUCCCGC